AACUCUCAUGGCUGCACCAGUAGUUGACGUAGACUACCGCAAGGAAAUCGGCAAGGCUCGUCGAGACCUUCGCGCUCUCAUCUACAACAAGCAAUGCGCUCCUAUAAUGCUCUGUUUAGCGUGGCACAAUGCUGGGACCUAUGAUGCCAAAACGAAGACUGGAGGUUCUAAUGGCUCAAUCAGGAGUGGGGUGGAGUUGAAACAUAGUGCAAAUGCUGGUUUGGAAAUCGCAGUUGGAUUCUGCAAAGAAGUAAAGUCUAAACAUCCAAAGAUUACAUAUGCUGAUCUCUACCAGCUUGCUGGCAUUGUUGCAGUGGAAGUCACUGGAGGCCCCUCUACUGACUUUGUUCUAGGAAGGAAGGAUUCAUUGGAAUCUCCUGAAGAAGGGCGCCUUCCUGAUGCUAGACAAGGUGCAAAGCAUUUAAGAGAUGUCUUUUAUCGCAUGGGCUUAUCUGACAAGGACAUUGUGGCAUUGUCUAGAGGCCACACAUUGGGAAAGGCACACAAGGAGAGAUCAAGAUUCGAAAGUCUACCUUGGACAACUGACCCUUUGAAGUUUGAUAAUUCGUAUUUUGUGUAAGAAAUCAAUGAAAACUUAAUUUGGUAGAGAAGAAAAACCUAUAACAAACUCAUUUCCAUUUGACAAGAUGAUAUUGUACAUGGUACAUGUAUGUUAUGAUGGACAAAAUCAG
This is a messenger RNA of Juglans microcarpa x Juglans regia, 692 nucleotides long. RefSeq names its product L-ascorbate peroxidase 3-like. Gene Ontology annotation, molecular function: heme binding; peroxidase activity. Gene Ontology annotation, biological process: cellular response to oxidative stress; response to reactive oxygen species; hydrogen peroxide catabolic process. NCBI's taxonomy places the organism in Eukaryota, Viridiplantae, Streptophyta, Magnoliopsida, Fagales, Juglandaceae. The record is from RefSeq and is a predicted model, not a curated record. The coding region runs from base 8 to 580 and encodes 190 amino acids. The transcript is spliced from 7 exons.